GUUUGACAAAUAUUGAUAAUUAUUCAUUCAUAAAUUAUACAUGCUAUAUUAUGAAUAAAAGAAAGAGUAUAGGCAAUUAGACCUAUUGUCAAAAUUACAUAGAUUAUCGCAACAUAGGUAUACGAAAAUCAAUAAUUUAUAUUAAAGUGUCAGCUUGGUUGACAAGACAAAAUUGAGUGACCAAUUAAAAUGUUGUGGUCAGUUAUGAAAUUAUGUAACGAUAAUUUUCAUUGGUAAAACGAAGAAAACCUGGGAUCUCUAAGCACGUGAGCAACGACCUUUUUAAGCUAGUGUUUUGGGCUAUUCGUCAGUUGCCAUGAGAUCUCAGUUGUAAUAAAAUAUAGUUAUUUUGGAAUUCUUCGUUUUUACCAGGAGAUUUGUGAAUUUGAAGCAUAAUUUAUUCGUAGUAAAGUUUAAUUCUGUUAUUUGGUUAUAUUUAAUAUUCAACGAAGUUUAGAGAAAUCUUUGUGUGUCACUUUGGUUUACCUUGACAACGCAACAGAACAUAGAGAAAAUAUUUGUUGUUUCGUGUAUAAUGAAAUCGUACCAGUGCAGGAUUGAUCUCCAGAACAGAAUAUUUGCGUAUUACGUUAUACAAAAGAAACAUUUGAUAUAUUCCAGCUUGACAUUAUCUAUGUAUGAUGAACUAUAAAUAUUGUGAAAUAUAUUGUAUGCAUUUAUUUGAAAUUGUAUUAUAAGAGUUGCCAUGAGAUCUCAGUUGUAAUAAAAUAUAGUUAUUUUGGAAUUCUUAGUUUUUACCAGGCCAGCUAAAGUCCAGACGACAUAGGCUGAAAGUCAAGUACGACAUUUGGAGGAGGUACCCAACAAUCCCGGCUAGUCCCCGAGAAUUCAGAACAAAUGCCUGCACCACUCAACAGCAACAGUAGCUACUUUUUAAGAUCAGCACCAACAACUACAGAAACAGACACUGGAGCUACAGGCACAGUAGAUACGAGCACAGGUACAAGAGCAACAAGCACAACAACAACCGAGUCAAGCACAGCAACAACAGCGUCACGCACAGGGGUAACAGCGUCAAGCAGUUCAAAUACCACAGUCGCAACAGCAAAUACUGUCAACACCGCAGAAGCAGUAAGACCAGUAAUCAUGCCAGGGGGUAUAACUUUAGACAAGUUUAAUGAGGAAGAAAUAGCAGGUCAGUGGUGGACAUUUUUUAUGCAAUGGUGUAUGCUAAACAACAUUGUAGGUAACAACAUUUGCUCAACUUUUCCAUUCAAGUUAGCUAAAGGUGCGCCAUUGUUGUGGUAUAACAGCUUAACAGAUACAGUGAAAAACAACAUCCAACAGCUGAAGGCGGAGUUCUUGAAAAGGUUUUCCAAUCAAAGUACCAUGUUUGAUGUAGGGCUGUUUCGAAUCAAACAACUACAGGAUGAGACGGUGAACGAUUUUUUCGUCCGGUUACAGACAGAGAUGAAGGGUGCAGUAAUUCCAGAAAAUAUCGUGGUAGGGAUGGUAAUUCAAGCACUGAAUGGGAAAAUUGGCGAGAAGGUUUACUCGAGAGUUCCCCAACCAUUAACACUGACGGAGGUAAGAGAAGCAGCGUUGCAAGCAGAGCGAGCUGUCAAACUAAAUUCAGAAGACCAUGGGGCAUCUAUAGCGAAUCUUCAGACGAUGCUAGAGAACAUGAGUACAACAUUGAUGGCGAUUGGAACAGGGCAGCAGCAACAACAGCAGCAGCAUCACCAGCAGUAUCAACAACAACAGCAGCAGUAUCAACAGCAGCAGCAUCAUCAGCAGUAUCAACAACAGAACCAGCAACACAGAGAGUACAACGGCAAUUACAACAAUGGACAGAGUCGACAAUCAAGACAGACCAUUAGAGAGGAGGAUACAAUCUGCUAUAAUUGCGGUACGUUGUGUAAGCGUAGUAAUAAAAGGUGCCCUGCUUUUGAUAAAAUAUGCCAUAAAUGUAAAAAACAAGGUCACUUUGGUAGAGUUUGUAUUAAUAGUAGAAGCCAAGAAAGAUAUAGAAAUGAUAGGGGUACUUAUAAUAAUAAUAAUAAUUUUCAAAAACGUGGGUUUUAGGGAUUCGCGCCUGUCCGUAGGCGUCAGUCUGAGGAUAGGCACAAAGGCAGAUCUUAUGCAGAGGUGAAUUUGGCGACAUCUAUGCAUAAAAAUACUACUGUAGUAGAUGUGCAAGGCAGAAAAACGCACAGCCUUGUAGACACAGGCGCACAAAUUACAUGUUGCAGCUCAGAUUUUUUUAGUAAAUUGCCCUUUAAAGAUAAUAAGCUUUGCAAAUCUGAGUAUUUUAACAUAACAGGUGUUGGAGGUACACGUUCACGGGUAUUAGGCAAAAUUUUAUUACCACUGUCAUUUAAAGGCACUGUAUUUCAACAGUACGUACAUGUAAUUGAGGGUCUUCAGCAUUCUCUGAUUAUAGGAGUAGAUUUUAUGUUGUCACAUAAAGUUAAAAUAGAUUUUGACACACAAACAUUAUGUUUUAAAGACACUGAACAAGAAAUUUGCACUUUUAAAGCUAAUACUGGACUUGCAAGGUCAUUGUCAACUGUAACUAUACCCCCACAACAUGAAACUAAUAUUAGCAUAAAAAUUUCAAAACGAAAUUCAGGGGAUAUAGUUCUUUUAGAACCAAAUGAUGAAAUACAAGGUUUAAAUCUGAUGAGUGCAAAGUGUUUGGUUAAAAUUAACAAUGGAAAAGCAGUCAUUAGAGUUUUGAACCCUACUAAAAAAUCAGUUACAAUUCCUGCAAGUAAAGUUUUAGCAACUGUGUCAGACAUUGAAAUAGAGUCAAUACAAGAGUUAAAUGACGCGCCUACAAAUGA
Molecule: messenger RNA, 2807 nt
Organism: Mytilus trossulus (common blue mussel)
Lineage: Eukaryota; Metazoa; Mollusca; Bivalvia; Mytilida; Mytilidae
Product: probable transcription-associated protein 1
Exons: 2
Coding region: 859-2046 (395 amino acids)
Source: RefSeq, a predicted model, not a curated record